Molecule: messenger RNA, 585 nt
Organism: Necator americanus (New World hookworm)
Lineage: Eukaryota; Metazoa; Nematoda; Chromadorea; Rhabditida; Ancylostomatidae
Exons: 5
Coding region: 1-585 (194 amino acids)
Cellular component (GO): cytoplasm
Molecular function (GO): 5'-deoxynucleotidase activity
Source: RefSeq, a predicted model, not a curated record
AUGACCUUCAGUAAGAUCACGAAGCUCUUGUCCGCUUUGGACGCCGUCAAACAUCUUAAACGUACAGGAUGGGUGAAGAUGAAUGUCCCCGAACCUGAAACGGUGGCUUCUCACAUGUAUCGAAUGGCUGUGCUAGCUAUGUCUUUAGGAGAUCAAGUUGAGGGGUUGGAUGUGGUUCGUGUUGUCUACAUGUGUUUAGUUCAUGAUUUAGCUGAGGCGAUUGUUGGCGAUAUUACUCCUCAUUGUGGAGUUAGCGAUGAAGAUAAAUAUGAACGAGAAAAUGAGGCUAUUCAACAGAUUGCCUCCUUUGUUCCUGUGGCCACUGCGGGUAACCUGUGGGUUGAGCUCUGGAGAGAGUACGAAGCACAGCAAACAUUAGAAGCAAAAGUAGUGAAGCAUCUGGACAAAUUCGACAUGAUAGCACAGGCAUUUGAUUACGAGCGAAAAUAUGGACUUGAUUUGUCGCAGUUCUUUGAGUCGACGAAAACGGCGUUUUCAAUGGCCCCAUUUGUUUUGUGGAAUAACGAGCUUCGAAUUCAACGCGACGAGUGGCGCAGCAAUCACUCAAUAAAUGAUCAGGAGUAA